CCCAAAUGGACAGUACAUCGGAAGAAUUGCAUUUGGUUUCGUACUCAAGAUCGCGAUGGGAUACAAGGCGUUCGUUGGUGCGCCGCUCAUCAUCACGCUGGGCGACUCGAUCACUCAAAAUGGCGCGAACCCAGAGAUCCUUGGUUACCAAGUGCUUCUGAACAACGACUACGUGCGCAAGGCGGACGUCGUGAACCGCGGGUUGUCGGGGUGGACCACUCGCGGGUGGCUGCCCAAGGUUCCUCUCUUGCUCGAGGAGUGGCGCCACAAGCCGCCCAGCUUGAUCAUGAUCUUCCUGGGUGCCAACGACGCUGCGUUGAUCGACUCCCACGAUAGCCAGCAGCACGUCCCUGUAGAUGAAUACGUGGCCAACCUCACGCAUAUGGUGUCGCUCAUCAAGACUUCGUUUCCUCAGUGCGAGAUCCUCUUCUUGACCCCUCCCGUCGUGGACGAUGCACGGUGGCCAAGUCGCGCAAACCUGGAAACAAAGAAGUACGCCGCAGCCUGCGUCAACCUCGCGAUCUCCCUUCAUCUUCCUGUCGUGGACUUCUGGACAAGUCUCCAGGGCCGCACAGACCUCCUCGCGGACGGACUGCACUUCAACAAAGCAGGGAACGUAGUGGCGCAUCAAAUGAUAGUAGAUGCCAUCGCCGCGCAUUUACCGCACUUGACUCCCGAAGCAUUGCCUAGUGAGUUUUAACAAGAGCUCGACAACAGAAUGUCAUUUUGAGAAAAGUUUCAUUUUCUUCAAAUAUUUGUAAUUUUCAGC
Aphanomyces astaci is the source of this 769-nucleotide messenger RNA. RefSeq lists its product as hypothetical. The transcript has a single exon. The coding region runs from base 56 to 700 and encodes 214 amino acids. NCBI's taxonomy places the organism in Eukaryota, Oomycota, Saprolegniomycetes, Saprolegniales, Verrucalvaceae. The record is from RefSeq and is a predicted model, not a curated record.